CAAUAGAGCCCAUUGCUGAGAACAGUUUUGUACCUCUCUCCAACUGGCACAUUCAAGGAAAGGGGAAAAAAAAGCUUGAAGCCAGCUGUGGGAAACUCCGAAGCCAGGAGGCCAUCUUAGCCCUGUAGAGAAGCAGUGAGCUACUAUGUGCACAGGGAAGUGUUCAAAGUGCAUUGGGAUCACCCUGUUCCCACUGGCGACAUGUGCUAUAGUCUCCAAUCUUCUCCUGUACUUCCCCAGCGGACAAGUUCUGCAGAUAAGCGAGAUAACUGACCUGGUCUGGUUUUUCCAUGGCAUUGUGGGAGCUGGGAUACUGGUUAUGUUGCCGGCAUUUAUGAUGCUGGGAGCGGGCGGAGCAGGAUGUUGCGCUAACAGAUGCAGGAUGCUGCUGUCAGUGAUUCUGGCUGUGCUGGGAUUCGCGGGAGGAGUGUACUGUGUGGUCGUCUCCUCACUGGGGCUGAUUGGUGGACCUCUGUGCAACACGGGUGAUGGAGAGUACAUUUACCCUUUCAGGAAUGACACUCUGGAAGACAAUUAUUUGUUUAAUCAGACAACAUGGAGCACCUGCAAAGAACCUGAAAACAUCGUCCUUUGGAAUAUUGUCCUUUUCUCUAUUCUCCUGGCAAUCGGUGUGAUAGAAGCUGUCCUUUGUUUUAUUCAAGUCAUCAAUGGACUUAUUGGCUUCAUAUGUGGCACAUGUAUGAGAAAACGAAAGACAAAUAUCUCUGGAAUGUGACUGACUUACAAGACAAGCCCCAAGCUGCCGAUUCGCAUACAAUAAGGAUCAUGCAUUGUGCUGUAUGUAUGAGGGAGAGGAAAAAGAAACCCCAAAAUGUUCAGGAUUUUCAGGGGAGUAAAAUGGAUUAUUUUAUAAAGAGAUCAGGGUGGAAAAGGGUUAGAUUAUUUAGGAUCUGAGAUUCCAAAUGUUCUUCUAUCUAAAUACUCUUGCUAAAUCCCUGGUACAGAAAAAACACUAAUCUGUGCAGCCCCAAGCACCCUGCUUGGGCAUAAAACACAAUUCUCAGCUAGAAGUUCACUACUUGUCCUGUGGUGCGUAUGGGAAAUUGAACCACUGUUAAUACAUGCAUUUAUCAGCUGCACUAAACCGGCGGUCUCUGGCUGGAUGUAAAUAGCUUCUGGUUCCCCCAAAAUCUAGGCUUGAUCUCACCUGCGUGUUCCCAUUAACUUGCUACCUGGGCACUCCCAGAGUUAAAUUAGGACCUGCAAAGAAUAUACUGAGUGGCAUUUGUGACACUGCAGGGACAACUGAAGGAAAGAGUUUUCCACCUUCCUUAGUCACCCUCGAGCCAAACCCCCUUGUGCUUAUUCUGUAGCUUGCUGUCAUAUUUGACAGAGUCUAAUGCACAUCCAAAUCAGUUUUCCAGGAGCAUCUGGUAGACGUGGUAUCUGUGGAGGUGCAUUUGGGUGAACACGGAAAGUAGGCUUUUGAACAAGAGUUUAACAAUGCCGAGUUUAACAAUGCCAAAUUUAACAAAAAGGAGGAGAACCUCACCACGGUUUUGCCCUCAUAGCUUUGCCGCUGCAUAGGAGUCUCACUAGUAUCUGUGAAGAUCUAUGUGGCUGUCCUAGAACAGAUCGCAUGGACAAGUAGUUAACCCAUAAAGAUAAACAUUAAAUCAGUAAAGGUAAUAAUUAUGUGCAGCUUAGUAACAAAUAAGAGAUAUAAUCUGAAAGGAGACAAAUUACAUCAAUCUUAGUGUUACAGCAAACAGUAAUCCCACAAGGAACUGCGUAAUUUGCCAUCAUCGCUCAAGAUCAAGCCCUUGAUGCUGAAAUCCAUGACUGGCAAAUUUCAGAAAUUCCAUCAUUUCAGUGGCUUCCACAAAGACUAAUUCUAAGACAUGCCACUGACUUCUCUGAGUCAGCCAAACUGUGAGAUAACUUUUAUCCAUCCUAAAUACAGGUAUGCAGCUGUGAAAAUCUGAAUUUAUGUUAAGUACUUAGAGUCUAUUUUUCAAAAAGAGGCAUUUAUAUUUUCUCAGUCAAAAGUUGUUCAUAUUUCCAGAUUACAGCAUAGGAGCAAGUUAUCUGAACACAUUCAGCAUUUACAGGCAGACGUAGCUGUUUGUGCUGCCCUCUCCUGCAGCGUACAAAGUCCUUUGUACAAACUGGUGCAGGAAAUGCCAGUCGUGCGAAGGUGAGUUGCACAUGUGUGCUUCCUUGGUGCACUGUUUCACCACUAGAAGCAGGAAAUUUGACCCAUAAAACUUAAACGUACAUUCCGUAAAGAAAGCGUAAGAGAAUGCACAUGCUGGCUGAAGUUUGAAAGCAUAACUAGGUGCAUCCAAACCCACUAGAUGGCUUAGAAAGCUAAAGCUCAUUUUAAGCCGUGAAGCCUGAACAAAGAGGACAUCAAAAGAAAGCCGACUAAUUCAACCAGGAAAAGAGUCAGGAAUGUAGCUAGAAGUACUGAUACUCAGCAUGUAGUCAGUCCACCAUCAGAAGAGGAGCUCUGUAAGCUCUUCCCUCAAUAUCAGCUCUCGCAUCUCUGUGAUGAAGCCGGUUUGCAGUGCCAGCACUGGAAGAGGGGGAGAUACCCACUGACAUGUUCCACCUCAAGCGAGGAAAACUAAACGUAUGGCUGUAUUGCUGCCAUACGCAUCCUCCAAGUUGUCCUGCCCUAGGGACUUUUAGUGUCAUGUC
Molecule: messenger RNA, 2664 nt
Organism: Dromaius novaehollandiae (emu)
Lineage: Eukaryota; Metazoa; Chordata; Aves; Casuariiformes; Dromaiidae
Product: transmembrane 4 L6 family member 1-like
Exons: 6
Coding region: 146-736 (196 amino acids)
Cellular component (GO): membrane
Source: RefSeq, a predicted model, not a curated record